Closterium sp. Yama58-4 is the source of this 759-nucleotide messenger RNA. The record is from the annotation of a GenBank genome assembly. Lineage: Eukaryota; Viridiplantae; Streptophyta; Zygnematophyceae; Desmidiales; Closteriaceae.
AUGGGACCACCUGGAACUUUUCGAGUGGGACCACCUCGCACUGUCCAAAUGCGACAGCGCCAAGCUGUGUCCCUCUCUCGCCUUCAGAACGGAUCUCCGCUCACGUUUUUCUCUCACAAAGUCGCCUCGCUCUGCCAUCCUUUGUGGCGUAUUCCUCUCUCUCCUCCGAGCACACCGGCAGCCCGCACGGACCGGAAGGUGGAAUCGUGGAUCUCAGCCAUUGAAGGGGAUCUCAGCAAAGGGGAUCUCAGCAAUCCUCCUCCCCCAACGCUUCUGGUAGCGGGGGUAGUGGAGCAGCAGCAGGGACUUUCGCAUCGCUCGUCUAUACUACUGAAACUACACAUGGAUCCUUGGAAGAAGUUGGACUGGGAGGAUGCGAAUGCUUGGCUCGAGAAGCACGGCCUGCAGGUAGCGGACAUUAAAGAGGCGCGCGGCACCAGUCGCAUGACGCUGACAGAGAUCUUACGAGAAUGCAGAGAUGCACAACGGGAAAGGGAUCCUGCCGUGCCUACAGCACCACAUGCUCCAAGGAAUGAACUCCCUGAGGAGGUGGCGCAGGUGCUGCAUUAUGCUACAGAGGAGGACGACUUGCAACACGCGGAUGUGAUGCUGCAUGAAUUGGCAGCCAAUAGGUACCGGAUGCAGCAGGGUACAGAGCGACCCAAAGGAGAUGUGAAGAAACUUAAAGAACCGGUGAAGAGGUUGAAGAAGAACAGAAGGGCAGCCAAGGUAAAAUUGGAGGGCCGUGGGCAGCAGUAA